Molecule: messenger RNA, 1129 nt
Organism: Anneissia japonica
Lineage: Eukaryota; Metazoa; Echinodermata; Crinoidea; Comatulida; Comatulidae
Exons: 6
Source: RefSeq, a predicted model, not a curated record
AUGACCACCUACUCUGGCAUUGUUAAAAGAGUCCAACUUUUUCUGAGUGUAGAUCAGAUAGUUCUGUAUUUAGUGAGACUGCUGAUGGGGGCACUGAUAGGAUUUCUAACCAUUGGCUGUGUCAAUGGCCAGUGGCUGAUCCGGAAAAUGAAUUCCCCAAGAUUAUUUUUCACCAUCAUUAUGUUUGUUGCAGUCAAAGAAAUAGAGUGUGAGGUGAAAACAAUAUAUUUUUGUCCUGAUCAGAGUGCAAAAAUAUAUUGCAAUGUUACCAGUGAUUUCACCAAAUUAUACUGGAAAAACUCUACAGAUUAUGUUGUAGCAUCACAGACUGUUAAUGUGGACAAAAAUGCCAAAAAAAGUAUACAUAAAACAUACUCCUUAUCUGACCGAUUUGAAGUCCAAGGAUUAUCAUUGAAAAUAGCAUUUCCAAAGGAUGGUGAACAAUUCUAUUGUGAUGUUGUAUCGAGGAAAAAAGAAAAAAAACAGCAUUUUACUCUAGUCGAGUACAGUGAACCUUAUCCUGAUGAUGUGUGCAGUUCACCAAAAGACACUAACAAAACAAAAAGCAGGCAGUUGAGAAGCAGUGGAACCAACAAAAUUACCCGGGAAAUUAAUGAAACAAACUUUGUAUGCAUAAAUGGAAGAACUAUUUUAAAAUGUGAUAACGGGCAACACGAUAGGCCUAUCGCAGAGUACUGGGAAGAUAGAUAUGGCAAAUUGAUUGUGUCUAAUGUGGAUGGGAGACUAUCAAAUACGUCCGAUGCCAGAUAUGUAUUUAACCAUAUGAAUUCCACAUUGUUAGUCCAAAAUCUAUCAGAAUGGGAUCAUCUAUUUGUUUGCAAAACUGUCUACAAAAAUGAGGAUAUCAUAAAACGUUUCAAUUUACUGGAAUAUGGUACACCAAAAGACAGCUUUUUUGAGGGAUUUGAAAACAAUAAAUGUGAAGUAGAUGCAAAUGAAAAUGGCCAGGUCACUGUAACAUUCACGGUGGCUUCUUUCAGUCCGAUGGAUGCAGUAACUGUAGAUUGUGAACUGAAUGGAGAGCGUAUUGAUACAAACCCGCAGUAUAAUGUAACCGAUGACGGGAAUUUUAUUUUACAAAUUUUUAUAGAUAGGAACAUCGAAUGGA